Messenger RNA from Pleuronectes platessa (European plaice), 1990 nucleotides. RefSeq names its product leucine aminopeptidase 3 (gene lap3). Lineage: Eukaryota; Metazoa; Chordata; Actinopteri; Pleuronectiformes; Pleuronectidae. Gene Ontology annotation, cellular component: cytoplasm. The record is from RefSeq and is a predicted model, not a curated record. Gene Ontology annotation, biological process: proteolysis. Bases 135 to 1676 code for a protein of 513 amino acids. Gene Ontology annotation, molecular function: manganese ion binding; metalloaminopeptidase activity. The transcript has 13 exons.
UUAUUACUGACGUCAGAGAAUACGCGACCUUGUUGUUCGGCUUCGUCCUGCAUAUGUUUGCGACCUUUACUUCUCUUGAAUGAGACGAUAAGCGGUUCCAGUUCUGUCGGUUUGUGUUUGUGCAGCAGGUCACGAUGCUUCUCGUGAGGAGAGUCGUGCAGAGGACGAACCCCAACAGGUCGUUUUCUGCUUCACACACUCAACUGAGCCACAGGAAGGGUCUGGUGUUGGGGGUGUUUGAGAAGGAGGGAGAGGAGGCUGGUCUUCAUCUCACAGAGGCAGCGACAGGCUUUGACCAAACAGUGUCAGGGAAACUGUCUGAGUUGCUGACAAUCUCUGGACCUGCGCUGAAGAAAGGCAGUAGCAGAAUAUUCUAUGGAGUCCACACGGACUUCCCCUGUGUAGCAGUAGUAGGACUGGGUAAGAGUAACGCAGGAGUGUGUGGGGCAGAGAACUGGGACAUCGGCAAGGAGAACAUCAGAGCUGCAGUGUCAGCUGGCUGCCGGUCACUUCAGGACCUGGAGGUGAACCACGUGGAGGUGGACGGCUGCGGUGAUGCUCAGUCGGCAGCUGAAGGCGCUGCUCUGGGUCUGUUCCACUAUGACCAACUCAAAUCCAAGAAGAAGAACAAAGUGACAACGCAGCUCCAUGGAAGUGCGGAUUCGGUCGGGUGGGAGAAAGGAGUUCUUUACGCUGAAGGCCAAAACCUGGCACGGCUGCUGAUGGAAGGUCCAGCGAAUCACAUAACGCCGACUGUGUUUGCCAGCAUCAUUGAAGAGAAUUUAGCAGGACAUGCUGGACGAGUCACGAUAAAGAAGAGAUCCCAGGACUGGAUUGAGGAGCAACAGAUGGGAGCCUUCCUCAGCGUGUCCAAAGGCUCAGAGGAGCCCCCUGUCUUCCUGGAGAUUCAUUACAAUGGUGCACCCGAGAGCACGGAGGCCCCACUGCUCUUAGUGGGCAAAGGCAUCACCUUUGACACUGGAGGUAUUUCUCUGAAGCCAUCUGCUUCUAUGGAUGAAAUGAGAGCUGACAUGGGCGGUGCUGCCACCGUGUGUUCAUCCAUUGUCACAGCAGCAGCUUUGAAACUGCCAGUCAACAUUAUUGGUCUGGCUCCUCUGUGUGAGAACAUGCCCAGUGGGAAGGCCACUAAACCAGGUGAUGUAGUCACAGCCAAGAAUGGAAAAACAAUCCAGGUAGAUAACACAGAUGCAGAGGGCAGACUGGUUCUCGCCGACGCACUCUGUUAUGGACACACCUUCAACCCCAGGGCCAUUGUCAAUGUUGCUACAUUAACAGGUGCUAUGGAUGUCGCGCUCGGCUCAGCAGCAACUGGAGUAUUCACAAAUUCUGACUGGCUCUGGGAGCAGCUGCAGAAGGCCAGUGUUGUGACGGGUGACAGAGUGUGGCGGAUGCCCCUGUUCCAGCACUACACCAGACAGGUGACUGACUGCCAGCUGGCAGACGUCAACAACGUCGGCAAGUACAGCCGUUCUGGCGGCGCAUGCACAGCGGCCGCAUUCCUGAGAGAGUUUGUCACAGCUCCACAUUGGGCUCAUCUGGACAUCGCUGGUGUGAUGAGUAACAAAGAUGAAGUUCCCUACCUGAGGAAGGGGAUGUCCGGGAGACCAACACGUACACUGGUGGAGUUUGCUGCCGGGCUGGCACAUCACGGCUGAGAGACUCUGGCUGGAUUCAACAGAGACAGAGAGCUAAAUGCCAAGGGUCAAAGUUCACACAGAAUUAUACUGUAUAAUUUUACUGCUGGAAGUAAUUAUAGAAAUUUAAAAGACUCAAAUUUUAUAAAGGGUUGUUUGAUCUUUGAAUUUCUACAUCCAGCAGAUUAAUUAGUACAAUAUAUUUUUAAAGCUUUGUGAAAUGUCCAUUUUCUUGUUACUUCAGCUGAAAAAACUUUAAAGAUCUGUAUUAACUAAAUAAUGUUUCAGAUAAUUUAUAUGUUGUAUAAAUAAACUCUCUAUGUCUUUAAUUAUGA